Pantherophis guttatus is the source of this 6315-nucleotide messenger RNA. It is a transcript of the gene SIK2, whose product is annotated as salt inducible kinase 2. The record is from RefSeq and is a predicted model, not a curated record. NCBI's taxonomy places the organism in Eukaryota, Metazoa, Chordata, Lepidosauria, Squamata, Colubridae. Gene Ontology annotation, cellular component: cytoplasm. Gene Ontology annotation, biological process: intracellular signal transduction; microtubule cytoskeleton organization; protein phosphorylation. Gene Ontology annotation, molecular function: tau-protein kinase activity; ATP binding.
GGCGACGGCGGCGGUGGCGGCGGCGGGUGAGGCGCUGGAGCCGACCCGGGCAGCAUGGUGAUGGCCGAGCCCCGGCGGCUUCCUCCGGCCGCCGCCGCUCUGCUCCUACAACCCCCGCCGCCGCCGCCGCCGUCGUCGUCGUCGUCGCCGCCUCAGCCUCAACCGCCCCGAGGCUCUUCGGUGCCGGUGCGCGUCGGCUUCUACGAGAUCGAGGGCACGCUGGGCAAGGGCAACUUCGCCGUGGUCAAGCUGGGCCGGCACCGCAUCACGCGCAGCGAGGUGGCAAUAAAAAUCAUCGACAAAUCUCAGCUCGAUUCUGUCAACCUGGAAAAAAUUUACCGGGAGGUACAGAUCAUGAAAAUGCUGGACCAUCCACACAUUAUCAAGCUUUAUCAGGUGAUGGAGACCAAAAGCAUGCUGUACCUUGUGACAGAAUAUGCCAAAAAUGGAGAAAUAUUUGAUUACCUGGCCAACCGGGGACGUUUGAGCGAGACGGAUGCCAGGCGCAAAUUCUGGCAGAUCCUCUCAGCUGUGGAAUAUUGUCACGGCCGGAAGAUCGUACACCGAGAUCUCAAAGCCGAGAAUCUCCUGCUCGAUAACAACAUGAAUAUUAAGAUAGCAGAUUUUGGGUUUGGAAACUUCUACAAAAGCGGGGAGCCUCUGACCACGUGGUGCGGAAGUCCUCCUUACGCAGCUCCCGAGGUCUUCGAAGGCCAGCAGUACGAGGGGCCGCAGCUGGACAUUUGGAGCAUGGGCGUGGUCCUUUACGUCUUGGUUUGUGGCGCUUUGCCCUUCGACGGACCGACUCUCCCCAUCCUGCGGCAGAGAGUUUUGGAAGGAAGGUUCCGCAUCCCCUAUUUCAUGUCUGAAGAGUGCGAGCAUCUCAUCCGGAGGAUGCUGGUUCUGGAUCCAUCCAAGAGACUGAGCAUUGCUCAGAUUAAGGAGCACAAGUGGAUGCUAAUGGAGGUUCCGGUCCAAAGACCCGCGCUCUAUUCCCAGGGGCAAGAGAACGGACCUCCCAUCGGAGAAUACAACGAGCAAGUCCUGAGGUUGAUGCACAGCCUGGGAAUUGACCAGCAAAAGACCAUUGAGUCCCUGCAGGAUAAGAGCUACAACCACUUUGCUGCUAUCUACUACCUGCUGGUAGAGAGGCUGAAGUCCCACCGCAGCAGCUUCCCCAUCGAUCAGCGGUUAGACUCUCGCCAGCGGCGACCCAGCACCAUCGCCGAGCAAACCGUCGCCAAGGCUUCUGUUGCACCUGUAAACUUGCACUCUCAAAACCUACGGCUCCGAAGGUCUCCUGGCCUCCCUCCGACAGCCGAGGCCUUCUCCUUCUCCAGAUCCGUCUGCCAGGCGGAAACGGCUUUCAUGGAGGAAGAGAGAAUCGACACCCCCAAAGUGAACGGCUGCCUGCUAGAUCCUGUCCCCCCAAUGAUGGUAAGGAAGGGGUGCCAAUCCCUCCCGACCAGCAUGAUGGAAACGUCCAUCGAUGAAGGGAUCGAAGCCGAAGGGGAAUCUGAAACGGAUCCUGCCCAGGCCUUUCCAGCGUUGCAAGGAUCUCGCGGUGGGAAGAGGCGACAUACCCUGGCAGAAGUGACCAAUCCCCUCUUGGCCAUGCCAGGCCCAGGAAAAGUCUUCUCCAUGGAGGAGAACCAAUCCUUGAGCAGCGUUGACUCGGAAUACGACAUGGGGUCUAUCCAGAGGGAUUUAAACUUCCUGGAAGACACCUCCUCCUUGAAGGAAAUGGUUCUGGCCAACCCGCCAGCGCCGAGGCUGACCCCCCCUUUCAUUGGCCUGAGACCGCCUAAUCCAGCCAUGCAGGCGUUGGCGGCCCACAAGCGGGAAGCCCACAACCGUUCCCCAGUCAGCUUUCGAGAGGGGCGCAGGGCAUCGGACACCUCCCUGACACAAGGAAUUGUAGCGUUCAGGCAACACCUUCAGAACUUGGCCAGAACCAAAGGCAUCCUGGAGCUGAACAAAGUCCAGUUGUUGUAUGACCAGAUGAGGUCCGAAGACGAACUUUCUCUGGAAUCCGCUUCUCCUCACUUACAAGACCUUGAGAGUGGUCCCCAGCAGGAAGAAGCAUCCUUGCCGCAGGAGGCAGCUUCCACCUUCCCCAGCAGCCUCCAUCCCCCGUUGCUAUCCAGGCGUCAGAGCUUAGAAACGCAGUAUCUGCAGCACCGGCUUCAGAAGCCCAACCUGCUUUCCAAAGCCCAGCACGCGUGCCAGAUGUUUUGCAAGGAGAUACCUCGGAGCCUGGAACAGCAGCUGCAGGAGCACAGGUUGUAUCAGAAGCACCUCUUCCUCCAGAAGCAAUCCCAGCUGCAGACCUACUUCAACCAGAUGCAGAUCGCCGAGGGCACCUACUCCCGAUCCAGCCAGCUGCCCCUCCCUUGCCACGAGGAGCCCCCUCUUCCUCCUCCUCCUCCUCCUCCUUCCCAGUUCAGCCUGGUGCAGCCCUUGAGCCCCGUCAUGGAGCCGCCAUCUGCCGAAGACAUGCAAUACGACCCUUUCCUCAGCCAGUAUCAGAAGCUGCAGCUUGGCCAGCAACCUCCCACCGCCCUCCACGGCUCCCCCCCAAGUUCCACCCCAGCAGCAACAGUAUCCCUACCAGACUUGCGAAGGGCCGCUCGGCCUCUCGCCCGACUUAGACUAUGCCGGCCAGCCUCCGUAUCCCCUGGAGCCCACUCAGCAGAGCGGCAUAGCCAUGACCAACGUCCAGAGAGGCUCGGAACCUCCAGGGUCUCAAUCCAGCUAUGACACCUUAAACCUUGCCCAGUUGCCCGGGCUCUUGGAUUGUGAAAUGAUGGAGACGGUCGAUCCCCAACAUGGAGGCUACGUCUUGGUGAACUAGCAGCUUUGGGGGUGCUUCCUUGGAGAAGGAGACGGUGGGUCGAAGUCAAGUCACACCGUGGCUGCGGAUUUCCAUCUGGGCUCUUGUCUCCCGCCUCCACGGCUGCUUCUCCAAAUCUUUGAGCUUCGCGGAUGAAGAGCCAAACACUCUGAACUGGUACUAGCGGAGGAGGGCUGAAGGCAGGCCCUGCACCUUCACACAGAACGAAGAACGACUCUGAAGGGAAGGGGAAACCCCGCUUUCUGAGAAGGAAGGGUCCUUCCAGAAAUUUCGGGUGUUCUACUCACCGCUCAAACCUCUUGUCAGAGGAAACCUGGGAGAAUUCAGGAAGAGGAGUGAAGAAUUUGCUCUACACCAUACUUGGCAAUAAAAGCAAUACAUUAUUUUUUUUUUUUCCAUUGGAAUCUGGCCGAGAGGUCGUUGACACGGAAGCCAGUCAGGAAUGUAGGAUGUCCCAGGGCUUGAGAAUUGGUCUGCUAAGCUAGACUAGGCUGCAGAUCAGAAGCGGGAAACCGUGGCCCUCUUUGGACUUGUGGACUUCACAACUCCCAGAAUUCUGGGAGUUGGAAGUCCACAAGUCCUAAAAAUUGCCAUAGUUCCCCGUUCCUGUGUAGAUGUUCUUCAGAGGACUUGCAGGAACUCUUUGGACUUCUGUUUUGUCGGCCGGAUGACUUGCUGGGAACUCCGAACCUUUGCACAUCUCGAGAGCUCCCUGGAUCAUCGACGAAAACGUCCCUUGGUCCAUCUUGAAAUUCAGCUUGGGAGUCAACAUCUAGGGAUUGUUGAGGUCCUCCAGAGAUCAGCAGGGAAGGAGAUCCAAGAGUCUGAAGCUAAAGCAGCAUCAAAGCAACCUUGGGAAGAGCUUGAUCACUGGACAAAUUGUUCUAAGCUGCCCUUUGUAGCUCUUUUUUUUUCUUCUUCUUUUUUUAGAGGAAGCAAAUCUACUUGGACUUCAAGAGUGUGCGUUGUUCUUAGGCUUUGCAUAUUUGGGCAACUAUUUAGGGGUGUAGUGUUUUAAGGACAAAGCAGAAUAAGCUUACCAGAAAACCCAUGUGAAGUGAUAGUGCCGUGCCUUUUUUUCGGUUCUUUCUAAGACCCUUUCUUUCUCUUUUUUUAAAAAAUUCUGAAGUUUUUGGUUUGUUUUUUUUUAAAAAACCACCCCCAUCUCUUGUCUAGGCUGACACCAAAGUCCCUUCAGAGACCGGGUUCCACCGUGUGGAAUGCAGGUUUCGUGUUUCUUUUCCCCCUAAUAAUUCUUUCUGACUCACUCAUCUAUAGACCUGAUUUUAAUUUUCCUUGGGGAAGAAAAAAAAAAAGAAGUAUUACAGCAAUAUUUAGGAUCGGUAACCAUUGACUCGUUCAUCACUUCAACAGGUGUCUGCUCUGUAAAAGCAUCGGCCUCCCUAGGAAAGACACAAAUAUACUACGAAUUUAUUUCAAGAGGAGUGGGGUGGGGGAGGCUUAGCAUUUGAGACAGACCGGUGGGUUGGAAGCCUUCUGUUGAAACUGGGUAAAAAUUGAAGCACAACCUCUCCAUUUUUUUAAGCACAAACAAAAAAGGGUCACUCAGCAAAAUUAACCUGGUAGAAAGCAAAGGUUUCGUUCCUGCGAUCCAUUCUGGCGAUCUGCUGGCCCAUUUGAUGCCGUAGGAGAGGGUUUCUCAAAUCUUGGCUGUUUUAAGAUGGGUGGACUUCCAACUCCCAGAACUUCCCCCUAACCAGGAAGUUAGGGGGAAUUCUGGGAGUUGAAGUCCACCCCGUCUUUAAACGGCCAUGGUUGAAAAACCCAGUUGUAGGGUAACUGCAAUAAAACAUUUGGGGGAGAAGCCAUUCAGCCCCAAAUAGCCUAGAUCUCUUCCGCUCUGUUUUGAAAAGUUUGGACCAGUUUGAAAGGAAGAGAAACAGGUUGCCCCGAUAACGAUGCCCUCCAGUCUGCCCUGCGGUGGCUCUCCAAAAUCCGCAAGAAAGAAAAUCGGUUCCGUGAAAUAACGCCCACCGGAUCUCAUCGGGAACAGCUUGAAAUGGGACCAUCCCCAGGAAGCGCAGAAGGCCCAUCUUAAUGGCGAUGUCGCUUCCCUUCCUCCUCAGCUCCAACCCCUGGGAGAAGAAGGAAUCCGUGUUUCCAUGGUGCUGGGCUGGUGGCUUUGGAAGGUGCUUUCCCCCCACCCCCAGGCGUUUCACACCCAACGGGGCAUGAAAACCUGCCUCCUUCCAUGGGGUCAACCCUUGUUCAAUUUUCAUGAGCGGGAAGAGAUCGCCCCAGCCUAAGGAAAUCCAUCGGCCAUCUUGGGGACCUCAAGGUGGAGCAGGGUGGGGGGGAAUGUAGCCCAGGUCAGCCCUUCCUUCCCUCUUUGAACCCUGGAGGAAGAUCUCCCCUUACCACCAGCCUUACAGUAGACCAGAUUGAGCUAGCAAGAAUCCUGCCAGGCCAGACACGGCAGCUCGGUUGCCACCGUUCUAAGGAGUGUUAACACACUUUCUCGUAGCAUCCCGAUUACCCAGGCAGGGGGCAACUCUGGUGCAGAAGGCUGCUGAUUUUGUGCAAACCCGCCUCUUCCCCUCCCCAUCUCUAGACUGCACAGGUAGCAAAACCCCUGAGCAGGUAUCUCUUUGCUAGAGAUCUAUUCCAGGAGGGCUCGGAAGGGACGCCAGGUUUACUGAAGGCUAGGCAACCGAGCUGAUCUGGGGCUCCCAACUCUUGCUUCCAAGGGCCCAGCUUGUGGCCAUCUGGUGCAGAUUGGGGGGGAGGCCCCUGAGUGACCCCCAGCCUCAUUCUCUUGUUGGGAGGGGUUGCUUUUUCUCCUCUCCUCCCCCACCCCCAUGUUGGGACCGAGCCUCUGAAUGUAAAACGAGUUCAAACAUCCCCUCCAUCUCUCCCUCUGCUUUUAAACAGUCUCUGGUGUUUCUGGACCCUUUUUGCUGUCUUUCCGACAAAUCGGCGAUCCAGGGAACGGGCGUUUUCCCAGCCGGGCUCACCCUGCCUCCCAGGACCGCCACCUCUUCUUCCUCCCAUGUUCCAGCUCGUUCAAAGUGUAGCCGCUUUUCGUCCAAUUUACUGUGCAGGUCCUUUCGGAGGGGUUUCGUGAACGCUACUGUUCGGUUUUUUUGUUUUUUUUUUAGGAAACAACUAGCUUUAUCCGUUGAAAAUGCAGGUCCCUUUGAAGUGACUUUGGUGAGACGUUGGGGUUUUUUUGGGGGGGGGUAGGGGGGUUUCCCCACAAUCUUUUACUCUGGAGACAAGUGCAAUAUGUGUGUGGUACGUUCUUUAAUGUAUUUUUUAAGGAAACAAAAAAGCAAACAAAAGAGUUAAAAAGGAUUUAGCCUUCGCUUGGGGAAAACCUGCACUUAAGGUUGCAAACGCCUCUUUUUUUGGGGAGGGGGGCUCCCUCUGUAGUAUUUACAUGCCGGACUCUGUCAAAGCAAUUGCAAUGUAUUAAUGCAGAAUAAAGAACAUGGACCUUC